Molecule: messenger RNA, 1422 nt
Organism: Liolophura sinensis
Lineage: Eukaryota; Metazoa; Mollusca; Polyplacophora; Chitonida; Chitonidae
Product: large ribosomal subunit protein mL45-like
Exons: 2
Coding region: 74-1021 (315 amino acids)
Cellular component (GO): mitochondrion
Source: RefSeq, a predicted model, not a curated record
UGGCUACCUUCCACAUGUUUGAAAUUUGCAGCCAGUAAAAAUCGGUCAGUUUCAUCAUCACCAGAAGCAAUUGAUGUUGACAUGCAACCGACUGGCACCGAGUGUGUUACAGCAACAAAAUGCUCCGUCUUCUUCUAAACACUACGACAUAAAAUGGCGGAAGUUGAGGAGAGAAAAGGUGUUGAAGAUUGACUUGCCCGACUUCGAUGAAAGAAGACGUGAGGAAAAGAUGACACCAGAUGAAAUGCGCCUAAAGAUGAAGAAAGAUGGUAGACUUCCCCCUCGGAACUUCAUGGAGAGACCACUGAAUAUUGCUUCAACGGGUGGGUUGUUCGAACAGUAUGUACCACCAGAGGGGGAUGGAAAAUCUUCAGCAAUAUCGAAGGAUGGAGCAAAACAGCGAUUAACAGAAUUGGAGAAGCGUGGGAAAUCUUACAUGGAGCUGAGGAAAAUUAGAAAGUACGAGGAAAAUUUUGAUACCAAAGAAUUUGCACAGCAAGCUCAGCUGAUAUAUAUUGAGGCCCAUAAGUUGAUGGAGGAUGUCAAAAAGAAUGAAGAUGAACUUCAUGAUCGCAUUACUGAACAUGCUUACCCACAAAUGAUGUUUGGCUUGGAGCUGAAAUCCCUGCGUUGGAACUUCAUAGAAUCAUUGGAACCACCGAGAGUAGUCCACAUCCGCACCACAGAACUUAUGGGGAAAGAAAAUCUGUAUGCACAAGUGACUGUUCGCAUGCACACAAAACAAACGCUAGCAAUCUAUGACCGAUUUGGUAGGCUGAUGUUCGGCAGUGAAGCUGUAGUAAAGGACAUCUUGGAAUAUGUUGUUUUCGAGAAGCAUAUUGUGAAUGAGUAUGGAUUGUGGCGAAUCCACGGUAAAAUAGUUCCUGAUUGGAUGCCUCCACGGGAACCUCUGAUCAAGUCCUACCGAAAGCCGGCAAUUGAACCAGUGCAGGAAGACGAACCUAAAUCUGAAGUAGUAGAGGUUGAGGAAACGACACAGCCUAAUCUAGCAACUGCAUAAUAAAAAAUAGCAUGGGACUUGUCUUCUGCUUACAGGAGGUUUCAUAACCGGUCUAGUUGUUUUAUUAAGGAAAAAAAAAAGGUUGAGCAAGGAAGGCCUGCUCGUUUGUUGCUUAGGCUCAGUAAUGAUGUGUGAAAUUGCAUAAAAUCAUUCGUCUCACCUAGUAUAGCUGCCAGCCUUGUUUCUUUCAUUUAUUAACAUAAACCUGAAGAAUAUUUCAUUUACAGAGGGUGUCGGAAUCUCUGUGGGCCUAGUGGUUAGCAUGCAGACGCAAGCACGACCCAGGGGCCUCUCACCAAUGUGUUGCUGUGUUCAAGUGCAGCUCAUGCCGGUCAUCUGGGUGAAGGCCUUCAACAAAUGCAGAUGACCAUGGGUUUCUCCAGGGCUCUGCCCAGUUUGCU